CCCAACCCGCCUGGAAACGCUCCCAUUCGGUUGCUCUCUCAUCCACUUCGGCAGCCAUGCCUCCUCAACGCGAUGGGAUCCUGGGAGAUGCAGUUUCGGCAGGCAGCAAAGUUUGGCAAAACUGCAGAUAAGUCACUUCGACGUCAUCCCGAGAAACCCCGCCCCUGCAGAAGACCAGGUGGCGUUAGGGGCGUGGCUAAGAAGAGUCACGUGAGAGGACCCCCAGGCUUGGGUCACGUGAGGGUCUCCUUAUGGCGGAAGUGGCCUUCUCCGCCGAUCUGCAGGAGCGGCUCUCGGGGCUGAAAGCGAGGCUGCAGCGCUGGAGCAGAGGAGGCCGCACCGACGAUUCCUUCUUAAUGCAGGCUUCUGCUACACUGGAACGCUUGACAGCUCUGUCUGAAGAACGCAGAGGAAACUGCACACUUCCCAAGUUUUUGCAACUUUAUACACAGGCUGUAUUGGAUAUCACAUACUUUGAGGAAAAUCAGCUUGUGGAUGAAGAAUUUCCAGAGGAGUCUUCUUUGCAGAAAGUUGAAGAAUUAAUUAAUGUACUUUCAGAGCCAGAAAUCUUGGUCAAAGCAAACAGCACAUCUCAGGAACCACUUUCAGUGCUUGGAACAGAAUUGCUGGAAUGUCUUUACUGGAGGAGAGGGGCUUUACUUUACAUGUUUUGCCACACUGUUAAAGGCAGGAAAGAAUGGUUGACGGAGAAGACUGAUCUGCUAAAAAAGUUUCUUAGUGAAGGAAUCCAUUAUUUGGUGACGAUGCUUGGAUUUAGAUGUUCUGAUAACGCAGAUGAAGAGGUCUCAUUUGGGGAUGCAGACACAGCAAGAUUGAUCCAUGAAGGCAUAUAUAGCGAUACCCAUCUACUGGCUAUGAUGUACUGUGGAGAAAUGUGUUACUGGGGACUGAAGUACUGUGGAGAAGGAAAGGAUCCAGUUCAAAGUACAGAUCCCAGAUCAAGCAGCAGAGGACCCACCACGGCUCUGGACUUUCGAGAGACGGGAGCAAAAAUGUUGCAGAAGUACAACACUGUCUGUGAAGGACCUUUGAGACUGCAUGACUGGGACACCAAAAACGCAAAGCGCAUACUGAACUAUUUCCAGCACUUACCAGCUUAGCUGUCUUCAAUAGAUUAUACAUUCCAAAACCUGAAACAGUUAAUAAGUUUGGGGGAGGGUGGGAAGUAUAUGUCAACAGUCAAAAUACACAACAUUUCAUUGUAUAUUCUGAUUUAAAUUGUUCAGAACUCAAUAGAACUUCCAGAUAAUUUUUGCCUACAGUUCCCAUCAGCUCCAAUCAUGGUGAGGAAUUAUGGGAGUUGAUGUCCAAAACUUAUCUGGAGGGCUGAAAGAGAAAAAUUGAUAUAGAAAUGGUUGGCCAUCUUUAUCUUAUUUUGAAAAAUUAAAAGCACACAAGAGGAGGGACCAUUAUUAUGAACUGGGAUAAUACAAAGUCAAUUAAUCAAUAGCAUGCCCAGAUAGCCUUGGACUAUACAGGAAUAUUCUGGUUUUAUUGUUGGGAAUCAUGAAUGCCGAAAUAAAAAUAAUGCACGGA
This is a messenger RNA of Anolis carolinensis (green anole), 1557 nucleotides long. RefSeq names its product RAB7A interacting MON1-CCZ1 complex subunit 1 (gene rimoc1). NCBI's taxonomy places the organism in Eukaryota, Metazoa, Chordata, Lepidosauria, Squamata, Anolidae. The transcript is spliced from 7 exons. The record is from RefSeq and is a predicted model, not a curated record. Gene Ontology annotation, biological process: mitophagy. Bases 252 to 1121 code for a protein of 289 amino acids.